Molecule: messenger RNA, 741 nt
Organism: Alosa alosa (allis shad)
Lineage: Eukaryota; Metazoa; Chordata; Actinopteri; Clupeiformes; Clupeidae
Product: trypsin-2-like
Exons: 6
Coding region: 1-741 (246 amino acids)
Biological process (GO): proteolysis
Molecular function (GO): serine-type endopeptidase activity
Source: RefSeq, a predicted model, not a curated record
AUGCACCUGUACAUUCACGUGCUCAUCCUAGGGGCCUCUGUGGCUUUUGGGCUGGAUGAUGAUAAGAUCGUGGGAGGGUACGAGUGCAAGCCUCACACCAGGCCUUGGCAGGUGUCUCUCAAGAACAGCUGGCAUUUCUGCGGAGGCACGCUGAUCUCUGAUCGUUGGGUGGUCUCCGCGGCCCACUGCUACAAAGAUGCUAGUGAGAUCAUUCUGGUGCUGGGUGACCAUGAGAUCCGCUACAACGAGGGGUCUGAGCAGGAAAUCUCCGCCGAGCUGGUCAUCAGGCAUCCUGACUAUGACCGCUACAACAUCAACAACGACAUCAUGCUGGUCAAGCUAAAGGAGCCUGCCGUUCUGAACGAGUUUGUGCAGACCAUGGCACUUCCCACAUCCUGUGCUCCCGCUGGCACUCAGUGCCAUGUCUCUGGCUGGGGGUCUACCAAUAGCCCCUUUGGCUGCAGGUGGUGUCUGAACUGCCUGGAUUUGCCCAUUCUGUCCCUGAAGGACUGUGAGAGGUCGUACCCCGACAGGAUCACCUCGUCCAUGUUCUGCGCUGGUUUUCUGGAGGGAGGGAAGGACUCCUGCCAGGGUGACUCUGGUGGUCCCUUGAUCUGCAACAAUGAGCUUCAAGGAGUAGUGUCCUGGGGUUGGGGCUGUGCUGAAGCAGAUCGUCCUGGAGUCUAUGCUAAGGUCUGCCAAUUCACAGACUGGAUUAAAUCUACUAUGGCCUCCCAUUAA